Molecule: messenger RNA, 1266 nt
Organism: Pseudogymnoascus verrucosus
Lineage: Eukaryota; Fungi; Ascomycota; Leotiomycetes; Thelebolales; Thelebolaceae
Exons: 3
Coding region: 1-1266 (421 amino acids)
Source: RefSeq, a predicted model, not a curated record
AUGGCCUGUGUUGGCGCGGGACAGCAAAGGUUCAAAUUUAAGGAGGAGCAUGGGACACGGAACAGCAUUGCAAUUCCACACCGCAAUAAGGGCUUUAUGAGCUUUAACAUCAUGGAUGUUCUAAAGACAGUGCCGCAUACUCCAAGCAGUGCAUUGACCCUAGCGACGAGUGAAUUUGUUGGUACGAUGACGACGUCCACUGCUGUGAGGUUCAACCUUGUUUAUUGGUAUGGAGAAUUUCUACAAGAUAUUCCCGCGCGUCUUGGGAGAAACGAAGCAUUGGAUUCAGCUGUCAAGGCAUUGACAGCAGCACAUUCGAGUUACUGUUUGUAUAAACGAGCUACCCCCGAAGCCUUGGUGAAAUACUCGGCAGCACUUCGCACUCUCCGAUUUUAUUUGGACGACCCUGUCAAGGCCUGCUCAUCAGAGACACUGUGUGCAGUGAUGCUGCUACUUAUAUGCCAGGGUUUCCAUGGCCUGAAUGAUAUGGGCUGGACUGGCCACUGCGAGGGCGCGGCACAAAUACUGAAGGCACGAAGAUAUUAUGACCCAAAUGAUGAAUUUGAAUCCAAACUGCAUCUCUCUCUACGGGCGCCCGUGAUUUUCGAAGGACUUUUCAAUCCUAAAAUUAAGUUUACUCCUUUGGAAUGGAAGACUCUCGUCGACAACCAUAUCGAUGAAGGCACGUUUCCAGGCAAGAUGAUGCGUUACGUCUCGCAAGUCACGGCUAUGAUUCGGCACGGCAACUUCUUCGAAGGGGAAAUCAGUGACAUGAAGGCUGUUGAUGAAUUAAGGACUAACUACCAGACAUUGAAGGCCGGGAUAACGUCUUACGAGCAGUACAUGCACUCUAUGAUACCCACCGGCGAAGAUAUUAAACGGAUAGCUUCCGAUGCCCAGACUUAUUAUCUCGUCCAGCGAUUUUACAAUUUUGCCCUUACCGUUGGUAUCAUCCUCGGCUGUGUCCUCAGCGCUCUCGACACUGAAGACAUGGAGCUCAUAUCUGAUUUGAAUUCAUUUUCAAGCGGAAUUAUGGCUCUCGCAGAGGACGGGAAGAGAUUCAGACCUCUUGGCGCUAGUUACAUGAUGCUGUGUUUCCAGGCUGCUUGGAUCGGAACCAAUGACCCGUCAGUAAAGGCUGAGGCGGAGAAGGAAAUGAUCGAAUACGUGGAAGAAUUUGGAGGGGGAUAUACUAAAGAGCGGUUGAUGUCGGAGCUUGAGCGGAUGUCGCGACAUGUGCGUCUUAUUGACCCAUAUGCGAGGUAG